AUGUCGACCUUCAAUGGCUACGUUCAUGAAUUCCCAGACAUCAGAGUCGAUUACUUCCGUGAUAUAGACAGGCCGCCCCCACUCGCCUAUUUCUUGAGCCAUGUACACAGCGAUCACCUUGCUGGACUCGAGACUUUCAAGAGUCCCUUCAUAUACUGCUCACCGGCGACCAGAGCCAUCUUGCUCCGCCUGAAGAAGACCGCCUGCCGGCUCAAUUAUGCCAAGGGCAUUCUAGAGAAUCCUCGGAUGCAGACCUACCGACACCUUGACAAGGUGCUCAAGGCGAUUCCUCUGGAUACCCCGACAACACUCGAACUUGGGCCUGGGAGUACAGUUCAAGUCACGCUGUUGGAUGCGAAUCACUGCACAGGAGCUGUGAUGUUCUUAUUCGAGGGCGACGGUAAAGCUGCGCUAUAUACCGGGGAUAUCAGGAGCGAGCCCCGAAUGGUCACUGCAACCGCCCAGAAUCCGACCAUGAUCGAGUACUCAUCAGGUUGGAAGACCCUCGACCGCAUAUACCUGGACACGUCAAUUCUCGAUGACUACCCCCUCCCAACCAAGGCAGAAGGGCUCCGCGAGCUCAUCGAGAAAGUGUCAAAAUACCCUAAAGAAACCAUCUUCCAUUUCCAGGCGUACGAAGAAGUUUGGAUCGCCUUGUCCAAGUCACUGGGCUCCAAGAUCCACGUUGAUGAAUACAAGAUGAACGUAUAUCGAUCGCUCGUCACUAGAUCCAAUGACAAUCGUUGGGCUACCCAAACCCACCUAUCCAAGGAAGCUCCAUUCCUGGUCGGGUUCACUUGCGGUAACCAUCAACAUGACGGCUGCCUCACGCUCGAUGAGAAUGCCCGGCUUCAUAGCUGCGAAAAAGGCAUGGGUUGUUCGGUAAUGGAGAAUAAGCCAGUGGUCUGGAUUCAACCGAUCGUAGCACACCUUAAGAAUGGGCAAGACAUCGUUGAAGUCGGCAUUGGUGGGGGUGGUGACGACCUAAACCGCACGACCACAUUCACACCAGAGGACCUAGUAGCCCUACUUCAGAUGGCGACGACCAACAGAACCCUACCCCAGGAAGUGCAGAAUGAUCUCGAAGUCGUGAAGAGAGCGUUGGUCGGUGGUAGAGAUGUUGUGGCAGACAUCGACGAGUCAGACUCCACGGAUGAUCAAACCAUCACAGCCAUCAUCAAGUCGAUCGCUCAAAAGAUCAAAGUGAUGUGGAACCCGGUUAAAAAGGUCGAGGAGAGUGACGAUCCCGAGUCUUUGCCGAAGGUUAUCCGAUUUCCAUAUGCAAGACAUUCCUCGCUGCCGGAGCUGCGACACCUGGUGCGGACCUUCAAGCCAAGGGACAUCUGGCCCUGUACCGUGGACGAGUCUUGGAUCUCACGAGGCAUCACCAUGCGUGAUAGCUUUGCCGAUUGCUGCUCUGGCGACGUAUUCGAGCAUGACAAGCUGAUGGAGCCCACGUUCGAGCAAAGGAUUGUCACGCAACCACAGGUCGAGGAGGACCAGGACAGCCAAGAGACUGCGCAUUCUCCUCACGUUCCUUCGAGCGUCAUCAUCCCGUCCACUGAGGAUAUUGGGAUAGUUGACCGUACAAGCGUUGCAACCAUUUCCUCGCCAAAGGCAGUUGGACAGCAGUCUGUCCAGACAUCACAAUCCAUUAACUUUUCCCAGGGACAUGAAAGGUUGGAGACCGCUUCACGGCAACACAAACGUGACUUUGAGUCAUUCAAUGACAACGGAAGCAUAUCUGGCGGCUCGGACGACGAGCCGAGCCUCCAGGGCGACUCGCAGGCAUCAGCCAUUUCCGACCGGGCGUACGCAAUACGAUGGGAAGCAUUCCAGGCCAUGCGGUCUAACAUCGGUGGCGAUGACUGGGAAACAUUUGGCCUGAUCUCCACGACGGAUCAUCAUACUUCAGUAGACCAUGACUUGGGUGGACUAUGA
Molecule: messenger RNA, 1941 nt
Organism: Anthostomella pinea
Lineage: Eukaryota; Fungi; Ascomycota; Sordariomycetes; Xylariales; Xylariaceae
Source: the annotation of a GenBank genome assembly